This is a messenger RNA of Chenopodium quinoa (quinoa), 849 nucleotides long. RefSeq lists its product as uncharacterized. The transcript has 2 exons. The record is from RefSeq and is a predicted model, not a curated record. Lineage: Eukaryota; Viridiplantae; Streptophyta; Magnoliopsida; Caryophyllales; Amaranthaceae. The coding region runs from base 1 to 849 and encodes 282 amino acids.
AUGGAGAAGGCCGAAGACCCUGAUAAAUAUGUUCCACCUGAGAUAAUCAAAUGCAUCGAAGAGACAUUAAGCCAACAUGACUAUAAAUACAUUGAUAGGAGUACCAAGGGAAUCUCACUGAAUAAGGGACUUCUACCGCACAAGUUCUCUACCACUGACAUUCCUAAGUUCAAACCCACAGACAACCCUUAUUUCAACCUGAAAGCUUUCGAAACGGUCAUGGACAUUAAGGGGGCUAACAAGCAACUUUUCCCUUUGUUCUUCCAUCUUUCAUUAGAACCGGUGUGUCAACAAUGGUUCUUUUCUGGAUUCCAAGGACACUGUUACUUGGGAGAGCAUUGCUUAACAGAAUUCUAUAAUAUGUGGAAGGAAGUUUCUGCUAGGAUGAUUAAGGCCCCAGACGGAAAAAAGUCUGUGAGAAUGUUCGUUAGAAAUUUCCAAGAAAAGUAUCAAGAGUACCUGAAAUAUCAACUCCUAAACACUUUCAAAGCUGUCUACAAUAUAGGCAUCGAAAUUGAAGACGACCUUAUGAAAUUGGCAGCUGCUAAUAAUAAUAAUGCGAAAGGAAAGAGGAAUGACCAUCCUUCUUCUUCCUCUCCCAUUAAUGAAGUACACUCCAUAGACACUCCUAAGAAACAAAUCCAAAGGUCGAAAAGAGUGUUUACUGCACUUGGCAUGAGCUAUGAAACAGCCUUCGAUAAACUACACCACAAAGGAUUGGUCAUGCCCAUAGGACCUAUCAAAGAUCCAGUCCCAGAAGCCAGACCACCUAAGCAAGAUCCUAAUAAACAUUGCAAGUACCACCAAGGAAAAGGUCAUGAUACUGAGGAAUGUUGGAAACUCAAAUAA